Molecule: messenger RNA, 651 nt
Organism: Aegilops tauschii subsp. strangulata
Lineage: Eukaryota; Viridiplantae; Streptophyta; Magnoliopsida; Poales; Poaceae
Source: RefSeq, a predicted model, not a curated record
CAAAACAGUCAAAAUAAAAAGAAAAGUAAAACAAAAUAAAAGAAAAGGAAAUCCCCCCUGCUCCACUGGGCCUUGGCCCACCAGAACCACCAGCCGUCCCAGCCCCACCCCUCGAUCGUCUUCCUCCUACUGUACAUGACCGAGGGCGUGCUCCCGCCCGACCACUUCGUCGGGGACGCCUCGGUGGGGGAUAAGGACGCCCCGGCGUCUCGGGCUCUCUCCCUCCACUUGCGCCACUCCCACUCGCCCCUAUCUCCCCACUCACCACUCGCUCGCCCCUCCCCCUCUCAGAUUCACUCGGGCCUGAGACACCGCCGCCGCCACCUCGUCGAUCCCGUGGCCGCCGACCUCCCCUCAUCACGCCAAGGCGUCCAGGAGCUGCGCCACCUUUCCCUGCUUCGACUACAAGCAUCGGCUCGGGCUAGGAGGCCGCUAACACUCGCCAUCGACGUCAUCUUCGCUCACGGCCGCCGCAUCUCGCCGUCAAAUUCGUCGCAUCCCGGCCACCCCCGUCCUCCCAACCUCGUCCACGAGCAUCGGGACACCGAGGCCGACGCCGCUGCUACCCAGUACGACUAUGGUGUUGACGACCCCCUCCUUCUCGGCUGAGCUUCCAGGCAAGCCCCCCCCCCCUGAUCACCAGAUAGCACC